UUUCAGAUGACAGAGGAAGAAUCAGUAUCGACACGAAAUAACGUUGAAGAGGUACAUGGUCAGUUGUUCGAAGUGGGACCUCGCUAUGUGAACCUUUCCUACAUUGGCGAAGGAGCAUAUGGAAUGGUCGCCUCCGCUUUGGAUACAGUCACUCGUGAAAGAGUAGCGAUCAAGAAAAUAUCUCCCUUCGAGCACCAGACAUUUUGUCAACGAACACUGCGUGAAAUCAAGAUUUUAACACGGUUCAAACAUGAAAAUAUCAUUAACAUCCAAGAGAUCAUCCGUUCAGAAUCAGUAGAGCAAAUGAAAGAUAUUUAUAUCGUGCAAUGCUUGAUGGAGACUGAUCUGUACAAAUUGCUUAAAACACAGAAACUCUCCAACGAUCACGUCUGCUACUUCUUAUAUCAGAUUCUUCGCGGUCUCAAAUAUAUCCACUCAGCCAAUGUUUUGCAUCGUGAUUUGAAACCUUCAAAUUUAUUGCUCAACACUACAUGUGAUCUCAAGAUCUGCGACUUUGGUUUAGCACGAGUCACAGAUCCGCAGACAGAUCACACCGGUUUUCUAACCGAGUAUGUAGCCACAAGGUGGUAUCGAGCUCCAGAGAUCAUGCUGAACUCAAAAGGUUACACAAAAUCCAUCGACGUGUGGUCGGUGGGCUGCAUUCUUGCCGAAAUGUUGAGCAAUCGUCCGCUCUUCCCCGGCAAACACUACCUCGAUCAGUUGAACCUCAUCCUCGCUGUGGUAGGAUCCCCAUCACAAGAGGACUUGCAGUGUAUAAUCAACGACAAGGCACGGUCGUAUCUGAUAUCCUUGCCACAUAAGCCAAAACAACCUUGGUCACGUCUUUAUCCUGGAGCGGAUCCGCGUGCAUUGGACCUCCUUGAGAAGAUGUUGACAUUUAACCCGCACAACAGGAUCAACAUCGAGCAAGCGCUGGCUCAUCCUUAUCUGGAGCAAUAUUAUGAUCCGAAUGAUGAGCCGGUUUGUGAGGAGCCAUUCACUUACGAGAUGGAGCUCGAUGAUCUGCCAAAAGAGAAGCUGAAGGAGUUGAUUUGGCAAGAAGCCGAGCUGCAUCACAAACGAAUGCAAGAAGAAGCCGCGAAAGCCGUACAGUGAGCUUUAGACGCGUCAGUUCCCCGUGCAGCGCCCCGGGCGAGUUUCGCGUCUCCCCGCGGUCAGGGUCCCUCUUUUCACCGGUGAUCUGCCACAGUCUAGAUGAUCAGUGUCUCUCCUUGUGAUCUACGAUCUUUGACGAGCAUUCUAUACAGUGUGAAGACGUUGUUGAACGACGUCGUCCCGCUCCCCCUUCUUUCCAGCGCCCGGUUACACUGUGCAGAGUGCUGAGUUAACUUUUGUUCAUAUGACUCGGUUGUUUGCAUUGCUCUGUUACAUAUCGACUCGUACAUUUUGAGUGAUGCUGUUGGUGCAGCGCUCCCCGUUCUGUCCUUCCAUUCCAACGCUCCUACGUCCUUCACAUCCUGUAUCGUUUCCCUUGAAUCCUUUCUGCAUCACAUCAUACAGUAUAUUGUCUGUCUCUAAAGCCUCGUCCGUUCAUACUAAAAUAACAGAGAUCUAUUGUAUAUGUAUCAUACUUUUAUAAUUUUUUAUUAUGAUGUCAGGAUACGUAUAAGGUGUUAUUACUGAGCUUUUUUACACAUCUUCAACAUCUUCGAAAUUAUGGCGCAGUCUUCAAGAAACAGAAUUUUAAUUUACUUAGUCAAACUCGGGUGGAUCGUUAGCUUCUUUCUUAUUUUGCAUGGGCUUCUCAUGUGAUUUAUAUUUAUCGUCACUCAGCUGAUCAGAGCGCAUCUUCACUACAAUCUUUAUGCUGUUGUCAUCCAUCAGUUGUUCUUCAGUAGAAUGGUUUUUGUAGAUCAAAGUUUGAGCAAUUUUUCAUCUCAACUGCUCUAAUACUUCAUUUGAACCGUGUUGAUUUCACAUAUCGGGAGC
Messenger RNA from Cylicocyclus nassatus, 1950 nucleotides. Lineage: Eukaryota; Metazoa; Nematoda; Chromadorea; Rhabditida; Strongylidae. The record is from the annotation of a GenBank genome assembly.